Molecule: messenger RNA, 4199 nt
Organism: Phyllopteryx taeniolatus (common seadragon)
Lineage: Eukaryota; Metazoa; Chordata; Actinopteri; Syngnathiformes; Syngnathidae
Gene: cxxc4
Product: CXXC finger 4
Exons: 3
Coding region: 641-1510 (289 amino acids)
Cellular component (GO): nucleus
Molecular function (GO): zinc ion binding; methyl-CpG binding
Source: RefSeq, a predicted model, not a curated record
CCCCUCUGCGUGUUUCUAUAGUAAUUUCCAGCCAAUGAUCAGUAGGUGUCCACAUCCCCGCGUCUCCACCUCAGCACCAAUCAGCCACACACAGCGACAAGCAGCAAGCAGCAAGCAGGCGAGGCGGAGAGACGCGCGCAUACCUGCUCCACAAAGCUCCACAAAGCCCGGGAUCAGCACGCACAGCGACUCCCUCCCCUCCAACGAGCGACUCUCGUUAUUAACAACAACAACAAAAUCACCGUUUAUGCGUGCACUUUUUGGGUUUGGUUGGUGUUUUUUGUUUUGUUUGUAAGAAAGUCGCUACCAACAAAAAGAUGGCUCUUUUGUUUUGAGCGCGUUUUGGAGUCUGCGCGUCUCUCCUUCCCCUCUUUUUUUUUUCUUUCUUUCAUUCUUUUUUCCCUCUCCUCUACCACCUCCACGCCGCGAUCCACACAUCUCUCAGCGGUAAUGAGCGUGUGCACAGCCGCAGGCUGCUAGCGCCUCGGGAGCUGCUCUCAACGGGAACCUGCACCAGACAAGAUAGUUCAGGAUGGUACGACGCUGUUGGUAAGCAGCUGGAGUUCGACAAAGGCCAGAGUCACCUCGCUUGGACUCCCCCUCCCCCCCGUCCCUAACCGCCGACAAGCUCUCCUCAGCCAUGGCUAACCUAAGCAGUGCGCUUUGCAUUGAAAACGGACAAAACGUGGACGUGUCGCUCUUACAAAAGGAUAAUCUUCAGGACGGUGGAUUAAGCCAUCUUUUGGAUUAUAACGCCGAAAUGGAAAGGUACCGAUCUUUUGCGAACUUUUACAAAACCAACGGGGCGUUCCCACAAACUGCCAAAAUCGCCCGCAUCACGACGCCCAUUUUCCCCAGUGCCAGGAUUGGCAUGUCCCCUUGGAACUGCGAUAACGCCAUGCUUUGGGGGAGGAAAUCAGCGGCAAUAAACCCUAAUAGGACCAGCAUGCAUAGAAAUGACUCCCAGAGGCCGGGUAAGCCUGGCGUGCCGCCAGAGACGCUGCAAAUGGCAAAUAAUAAUUUCCUCUCUACCUUAUCCCCCGAACACUGCAGACCUUUAGCAGGAGAAUGCAUGAACAAGCUGAAAUGCGGCGCUGCCGAAGCAGAGAUAAUGAAUCUCCCUGAACGCGUUGGAACUUUUUCAGCUAUACCGGCUUUAGGGGGCAUCUCAUUACCUCCCGGGGUCAUCGUCAUGACAGCCCUUCACUCCCCCGCAGCCUCGGCAGCCGUUACAGACAGUGCGUUUCAAAUUGCCAAUCUGGCAGACUGCCCGCAGAAUAAUUCCUCGGCAUCGAGUGGAAACCCGGCAAAGAAGAAGAGGAAAAGGUGCGGGGUCUGUGCGCCCUGCAGGCGGCUAAUCAACUGUGGUGUCUGCAGCAGUUGUCGGAACCGCAAAACGGGCCACCAGAUCUGCAAGUUUAGGAAAUGCGAGGAGCUGAAGAAGAAGCCGGGCUCGUCGCUCGAGAGGACGCCGGUCACUAAUGGCGAAGCGUUCCGGUGGUUCUUCUAGAGACGCCAGCCGCCGUCGUCCAUCACCCGGCAGGAGGUCGCGAUCAACCGUGGACCGUCCGCUCGGAGCACGUGACCCAAAGCGCCCCAAAAAAAACCACACACACACACACACACACACACACCACGUGGAUCGGAGGACGGAAUACAAAGUGGACAUAACGGACGAGACAGCGAGUUGACAAAAACAUACUGGAUGUUGUUUCUUUUCUGUGUAAUUAUUGUACCUUUUGACAGUAUCAUAAUGUAUAUUUUUGGUGUCUUAUGAAUGUUUUCAGUGUUUGCGGCCGGGCGGCAAUGGGCCGCCGCCGAGCUUGUGUAAAGAAAGGACUAGAAAAAGGACAAUCUUUUUGGAACCUCGCAGAAUCCGUCCCGACGGGUGGGGGGAGGGUGAUUGACGAUAAACGCAACACACUUUACUCUGGAGCAAUAAUUAUUCAACCUUCCUUUUCCGCAUAUCUCUUCUUUCACUACCCAGGAAUCAUCCGGAAGCCAUUUAAGCACCAACCUUUUUUUCAUCGAUGAGGCAAGAAUGGCAUUCCCCCCCCCCACACACACACAAUUUUUUUUAAGAUUUGUGAUGACUCGCCACAAUACAGGGCACAUUGUCUUGUGUGGUGGGUUGCACUUUAAAAAAAAAAAAAUGAGCAUUUAUUUCACUGGAGAGAUAUUGAUGGAGGAGUUUGGAGGAGUAUUUAAAAGAAGAAAAAAAAAAAACGAUGGAUGUCAGCGACGGUAACGUCAAUAAACCCUUUCCUGUUUGACACCAAUGAAAGUACACUUAUACAUAUUGAACAUAUCAGGUGUUGUUCUGGAGCUGCAGGGGGUCUUAUCCCCCCAAAAUGACCCAAUAAGGCUCAAUUUACACUGCAGGUCCAAGUGCACAAUUCCGAAGCAAAGCCUAUAUCCCAUUUUUGGAAUAUUUCCAUGCAGAUUUCAAGUGACUCUGAUAUUGGCUGAUGAAACACUUAAAUAACUCCACAAGCAUCAAUAUGGAAGUAACCAAUAAUACGUAAAUAAUAAUAAACUUUAAUUUUCAGUUAAUCCACGAGCUGCUGUCCGCAAUUAUUAUGCUUAUUUAGUGAUGGACACACCGCUAAUGUAGCCUAUGUACACCAUAUUUAAUUGGCUCUGCUUUCUCUGUGGUUUAUGUCUGUUUAUUUGCGGUGUUUGGGCCGACGCAGGUGUGUACACGUUACCAAUCGCCCUCUAAUAGGCUAAUAUAAAAGUAGUAAUUGAUGACAAGGAAGUAUUGUUGCUAUGAUAACUUCCGUCUAGGAGACUCACGUCUUUGUAUGUCUGGGAGGAGCUAAGUUUAGCCUGGGUCGUUAGCAGAAGUUAGUCUUCGGUGGAUGUGCACGUACGCACGCACAUUUUCGAGUUUAAUUCGACUGCAAGCCAUUUCUUUUCAAGGGUAAUCUAAGAUGAGUUAGAAUUAUUAUUAUUAUUUUUUUUACCAUAGUUUGAUAUAUUUCCAGUUUAAACUAUUAAUAUAGGCAAUUUAAAAAAGAAUAUGGGAUGGUGUUAAUGACUUUUUUUUUUUUUUUUUUUUUUGCUAUUCACCGUUGGGCUACAUCUAAAUACCCUACUCUACACUGACUACCUUCGCCGAUUAUGGGGAACACAAUUUUUGUUGCGUUAGGUCUGACAGCUGUUUUUAACAAAUUUUUGGGUGCGGAAUCUAAAACUGAUCUCAAGUUUUUUAACGAUAGGAUCUCCGUUUUCUUAAAACAUAUGAAAAAUGUAUGAAUCUAUGUAAAUAAAACACUAAGAUGGAAUAGUUACAAGCUUUGAAAACUAAAAAAAAAAACAGCAUAAAAUAAAAUAGAAUUGACAACGGUAUGCCCAUGGUUACAAGGUUGAGAAAAGCCAGCACAAAUCCUCUUAAUUCCUACUAUGCUAGCUUUCUGUAUGCAGAUAUUGAUAGUACUGACCUAUUGGGAGUUGCACACACCUCUCACCGCACUGUCUCAAUUGCGACUGCACAAACAAGUUGCCACGUAGCUGUCGAUGAGUCCAAUCGUAAUCAAACUGUCUUACUCCAGCUAAUCAGUGAAAUUUUGCUUAUCUGGAGGGUAAACUUGACGUGCUAGAAAAAAACUGACUGCAAUUUAGGAAUCAGCAUGCCAAUUUUAGUUUUAAUCAGCAUAAAAAUCUAACUCAACAGAAUGUCUUUUUUUUUCCAAAUUGUUCCCCAGUGUUUCCUCUACAGCUGUAAUGUAACAUUUCGACCAUGUUUCGCUAUGCUUUUGCUGUUUGCAUUUACAGCAGGUGUUUGUUUUAUUAUUUAUGUUGUCUGGGCAGGUGCGGACGCGUAAACAUCGCCAAUCGGUGUGUUUCGAUGACAGCAAGCUCGCGUUGACGGGAAUAUCUGAUCUGUGCGUUUAUGCCGCACUCGCAUCAGUACAUAUCGGAUACGUAUCCAAUUCUUAUCAACAAUUUUUUGAGGUUCGAUUCCAAGGUGUGGGGAGUUUCCUCUUUCCGCUGUCAUGACACGCUUCUGAAUUGUGCUACAAAUCGGAAUUGUGACUUGAACCCAGCAGUGUGAAUCUUGCCUAUAGGUUCGUCAUUGUCCUGAACCCUGUUGUUGCAUGUGCAAAUGUGUUUUUUCCGUUUUAAAGACGACUUAAAAAUUUGUAUAUUGUUGUUGUGAUGCUUUUAUGUGUUCUAAUAAAAUAACUUCAAGUACG